Molecule: messenger RNA, 4040 nt
Organism: Ictidomys tridecemlineatus (thirteen-lined ground squirrel)
Lineage: Eukaryota; Metazoa; Chordata; Mammalia; Rodentia; Sciuridae
Source: RefSeq, a predicted model, not a curated record
AGCGCAGGGCGUGAGCGCAGGCGACCCGAGCCGCCGCCGUCCUCGCAGCCGCGGGCGCCGAGCGCAGCGAGCAUGGCUUCCGCCGCCCGCACCUUCUUCCAGGUGCUGCUGCUGCUGCCUCCGCAGACCUGGAGCUCGGCAGAAGCGGGGAAUCCACGCGACUGUGACGCUCCGCUGGGAUCCGCCUUGCCUCCGUCCUCCUUCAGCAGCUCCGCAGAGCUGUCCAGCAGCCACGGCCCUGGGUUCGCCAGGCUUAAUCGGAGAGACGGAGCUGGUGGAUGGACCCCACUUGUGUCAAAUAAAUACCAAUGGCUGCAGAUUGACCUUGGAGAGAGAAUGGAGGUCACGGCUGUGGCCACCCAGGGCGGAUACGGGAGCUCCGACUGGGUGACCAGCUACCUCCUGAUGUUCAGUGACAGUGGGAGGAACUGGAAGCAAUAUCGACGAGAAGAGAGCAUCUGGGGAUUUUCAGGAAACACAAAUGCAGACAGCGUGGUGCACUACCGGCUCCAGCCCCCCUUCGAAGCCAGGUUCCUGCGCUUCCUGCCUUUAGCCUGGAACCCCAAGGGCAGGAUUGGGAUGCGGGUCGAGGUGUAUGGGUGUGCAUACAGAUCUCAGGUGGUUUAUUUUGAUGGACUAGGAGCCCUGCUAUACAGAUUGGAUAAAAAGCCCAUAAGACCCAUAAAAGAUGUUAUUUCUUUGAAGUUUAAAACCAUGCAGAACAAUGGGAUUCUACUCCACAGAGAAGGACAACAUGGAAAUCACAUAUCUCUGCAAUUAAUUAAGGGAAAACUUGUCUUUUCUCUAAAUUCAGGCAAUGCCAACCUGCAGCCUGCUGGUGCCCACGUGAACCUCACCCUGGGCAGCCUGCUGGAUGACCAGCACUGGCACUCCGUCCUCAUCGAGGUCCUCAGCACUCAUGUCAACUUCACGUUGGACAAACACACUCGUCAUUUCCAUGCAAGGGGAGAAUCCAAUUACCUGGAUCUUAACUUUGAGAUCAGCUUUGGAGGAAUCCCGACAUCUGCAGGGUCCCUGGCAAUCUCACAUACAAACUUUCAUGGAUGUGUAGAAAAUCUUUAUUAUAAUGGAGUGGAUAUUGUUGAAUUAGCCAAGAAACACAAACCACAGGUCCUUGUUAUGGGAAAUGUGUCCUUCUCAUGUCCACAACCACAGGCCAUCCCCGUCACUUUUCUGAGCUCUAGGAGUUAUCUGGCUCUGCCAGGCAACUCUGGGGAGGACAAAAUAUCUGUCACAUUCCAGUUUCGAACAUGGAACAAAGAAGGACGUUUGCUGUUGGGUGAACUGUGGCAUGGUGCGGGAAGUUUUCUCCUCUUUCUUAAGGAUGGAAAACUCAAACUGAGCCUCUUCCAGCCAGGACAGUCAUUGAGAAACGUCACAGCAGGUGCUGGGCUCAAUGACGGGCAAUGGCACUCUGUGUCCCUGUCUGCCAAAUGGAACCACCUGAGUGUGGGGGUGGACAGUGACAUGGCUCUCCAACCGCUGGUGACGGGGCUGACGGGUUCCAGCAACACCUAUUAUUUUGGAGGCUGUCCCGACAACAGCUCAGGCUCUGGAUGUGCAAGUCCUCUGGGAGGGUUUCAGGGGUGCCUGAGGCUCAUCUCCAUUGGUGGCACCGUGGUGGAUCCCAUCUCGGUCCAGCAGGGGGCGCUGGGGAGUUUCAGCGAUCUUCAGAUAGACGCCUGCAGCAUCACCGACAGAUGCCUGCCCAGCUUCUGUGAACAUGGGGGUGCAUGUGCCCAGUCCUGGGACACCUUCUCCUGCAACUGCGAGGGCACAGGUUACACUGGAGAGACCUGCCAUUCCCCGCUGUAUGAGCAGUCCUGCGAGGCCCACAAGCACCGAGGGAGUCCUUCUGGGCUUUACUAUAUCGAUGCUGAUGGCAGUGGCCCCCUGGGACCGUUUCUUGUGUACUGCAACAUGACAGACGCCGCGUGGACCGUGGUGCGGCACAGUGGCCCGGACCAGGUGACCGUCGGAGGCGGCCCCCGGGGGCGCGCACGCUCGGUGACCUUCGCCUACGCGGCCAGCGCGGGGCAGCUGCGGGCAGCGGUGGCCCUGGCGGAGCGCUGUGAGCAGCAGCUGGCUCUGCGCUGUGGUUCCCGGCCGCUUGCAGACCCACGAGAAUUCAUAACUCAUGCUCUGUUCUUUGCCCAGACAUCAAUAACUAGGACCAGUGACGUCACAGUCUUUUCCCAGAAGGAGUACCUGCCAGUCAUUCAAGUGGUGAUGACGGACAGGGGCCGACCACCCUCUGAAGCUGUGUAUACGCUGGGACCUCUGUUCUGCCAGGGGGACGAGUCAUUUUGGAAUUCGGCUUCCUUCAACACUGAGACCUCAUACCUUCAUUUCCCCACUUUCCAUGGAGAACUCACUGCCGAUGUGCAGUUCUUUUUUAAGACCACGGUUUUCUCUGGUGUGUUUAUGGAGAACCUGGGCAUCACGGACUUCAUCAGGAUAGAGCUGCAGACUCCCACAGAAGUGACCUUUUCCUUUGAUGUGGGGAAUGGACCUUGUGAGGUCACGGUGCGGUCACCCACUCCCUUUAAUGACAAUCGGUGGCACCACGUGAGGGCAGAGAGGAAUGUCAAGGGAGCCUUCCUGCAGGUGGACCAGCUCCCCAGGAGGACGCAGCCGGCCCCUGCAGACGGCCACGUGCGCCUGCAGCUCAACAGCCAGCUCUUCAUUGGUGGGACGGCCAGCAGGCAAAGGGGCUUCCUGGGGUGCAUUCGGUCCCUGCGGCUGAACGGGAUGGCCCUGGACCUGGAGGAAAGGGCCACAGUGACACCGGGAGUGGAGCCAGGGUGUGCGGGACACUGCAGGAGCUACGGACACUUGUGUCGCCACGGGGGGAGAUGUCGAGAACGGCUCAGAGGGGUGGCUUGCGACUGCUCGGCCUCCGCCUACGAGGGCCCCUUCUGCUCCCACGAGAUUUCUGCAUAUUUUGAAACUGGCUCCUCCGUGACCUAUGAUUUUCAAGAUCAUCACCCCUUAGGUGACAACACCAGCUCCCUGGCUUCUUCAUUACACAGGGAUGUCACACUGUCCCAAGAGACCGUCACCCUGAGCUUCCGAACCACUCGGACACCCAGCUUACUGCUUUAUGUGAGCUCUUUCUAUGAGGAAUACCUUUCCAUUAUCCUGGCCAACAAUGGAAGUUUGCAGGUCAGGUACAAGCUAGACAGACAUCGAGAUCCAGACGCUUUUAACUUUGAUUUUAAAAACAUGGCGGAUGGGCACCUUCACCAGCUGAAGAUUGACAGGGAGGAAGCCGUGGUCUCUGUAGAGGUUAACCAGAGUGCGCAGAGACAAGUCAUCCUGUCCUCGGGGACAGAAUUCAACGCCCUCAAAUCCCUCACGUUGGGAAAGGUUUUAGGUAAGUGGCAGAAAGCUCUUUCUCCCAAAAAAACAUCAGAUCCUAAGUGUCAUGUCACACACUCGGGAAGCACUCCCCUGCCCCUCCCCGCGGGCUGGGGACGGCGGCGGUGCGCGGUGGAGAGGGCCUGCGACGCCCUGGGCAGCCUCCCCUUUUCUACCCUAGGUCGUUCCGAACCCAGCGAGGAGGGAGAGCCUUUGGUGAAGGCGGACAGAAGCGACUCUGGGGUCAUCGGAGGUGUGAUAGCAGUUGUGAUAUUUAUUUUGCUCUGCAUCUCUGCUAUAGCCAUAUGCAUUUACCAACAGAAAAAGUUACGCAAAGAAAAUGAAUCAAAAGUCUCAAAAGACGAAGAGUGCUAGGACCACUCAACAAAGUGCACGUGUCAAGACACAGUCCUGAGAGACAAUGUCUUCUGGUUGGCAGUGGGCUGAUCUACCCCACCCACUGUGGACCGUCCUGAUCUGGUCAUCCCUGUGGGUGGGCCAGUGCUAACCAUCUGCUGAGGACCUGGGGUGCUGGGAGGCCCGUUCUGCCUUGGUGGACCCCUCCCUCCAGUGCAAUUUAUAUGACAGUGAAGGAGGAAUCCUCAUUCAUCAUGGUGGAGUAGUUUGCCCCAGAAGGAAUGCUCUCUUCCAACACAGAA